AUGGCAAGUCUCUUUUUCUUUUAUUCACUUCUCUGUUUUUUCUUCCUAAGCCAAAGCUUUUCUUCAUCAUCUCUGCAUCAUCUUUGCUUGCCUAGUAAAGCUUCUGCUUUGCUUCAAUUUAAACAUCCCUUUGAAAUCUCCGAUGACUACUCUGACUGUCAUAGUUCUUUCCCAAAAACAACAUCUUGGAAUGAGAGUAGGGAUUGCUGCACUUGGGAUGGAGUCAAUUGUGACAUGUUAACGAGUCAUAUUACUGGCCUGGACCUUAGUUGUAGUCAGCUUGGUGGAAUGAUUCAUCCCAACAAUAGCCUUUUCCAACUUCAACAUGCCCAAAGACUAAACCUUGCUUACAAUUACUUCAAUUCCAACUGGCAUUCUUCAAUUCCAAUUGGCAUUGGUCGCUUGAAGAAUUUGAGGCAUCUCAACCUUUCUCACUUUGAAUUUGAUGGUAAAAUUCCAACCGAAAUCUCAUACCUUUCCAAUUUGGUUUCACUUGAUCUUUCUUCAGAUAUGUAUAAUGCGUAUGGAUCACUUGAUCAGAAAACAUUUGAAACACUGCUUCAGAACUGCACAAAUCUGGAGGUUGUUUCUCUCACUGGUGUCAACAUCUCAUCUUUGAUACCUAUGAAUUUGUCUUCUUCAUUAAGGUAUGUGGAUCUUACAGCUACCAAUUUGCAAGGUGUUCUCACAGAGAGAUUUUUUCUUCUGCCUAACUUGGAAAGGCUCAAAUUGGGUCACAAUUAUCAUCUCAAAGGAGUUUUACCAAAGAUCUACCCCAGCAACACUCUGUUGGAGUUGGAAAUUUCAUACACAGGCAUCUCUGGUGAGCUGCCUGAUUCCAUUGGCACCUUGAGUUCCUUGAAUAGCUUGAACCUCCACGGAUCAAUAUCUAAACUGAAGCAGCUCACACGUUUAUAUCUUUCAUCCAACUCCCUUGGAGGUGAAAUUCCCAAUGUUUUCUCUAACCUCCAAGUGCUAGUUGAAUUGAGUUUUUCUACUAACAACUUCACUGGUCCAUUUCCCUCCUUAAUUUUAAACUUGACUGGUCUUGAAAUCAUAGAAUUGUCGAUUAAUUCCCUAUCUGGUCCACUGCCUAGCAAUGGUCAGCUACCUUCUUCUAUCUGUAAGUUAAAGAACCUUAUAUUGUUGGAUUUAUCACAUAACAAUUUCAAUGAAUCAGUUCCACAUUGCUUGGGAAGCAUGACUUGGCUAGGGGUUCUCGACUUGAGAAGAAAUAAUUUCAUGGGGAGUCUUCCACCAUUAUGUGCAUAUAGCACUUCAUUGAGUACCAUUGUAUUGAAUGGUAAUCAAUUUGAAGGACCUGUCCCUGUGUUGAGCAACUGUACUGGUUUAGAAGUUCUUGAUUUGGGGAAUAAUGCAAUAAAUGACUCAUUUCCAGCUUGGCUAGGAACUCUUCCCAAGCUGCAGGUCUUUAUAUUAAAGUUGAACAAGUUCCAUGGACCUAUUAGUUCUUGCCAGACUAAGUCUUGCUUUCCCAAGUUGCGAAUUUUUGAUCUUUAUCAUAAUAAAUUUAGUGGAUCACUGCCUGUAACUGUUUUUGAAAGCUUCAGAGCAAUGGCCAGAUUACAUGACGGAGACAAAGGCAAGAUCAGAUAUAUGAGUCAAGAUUUAGAAGGUGGUGUUGGGUACGAGGAUUCAGUGGGGUUGGUGAUCAAAGGCCAGGAAUUUGAGCUAGAAAGAAUCAACACAAUUAUGACACUCAUAGAUCUCUCAAGCAACCAUUUUGAAGGUAUGAUUCCAAAAACACUUAAGGAUCUUGGCUCACUUAGGCUCGUCAAUUUAUCACAUAACAAUCUCAGAGGUGAUAUUCCAUUUGAAUUAAGGCAAUUGAAUAUGCUUGAAGCCCUAGAUCUCUCUUGGAAUCGGCUCACUGGAAAGAUUCUACAGGAAUUGACAAGGCUGACAUUUCUGGCAAAGCUAAACCUCUCACAGAAUCAUCUCGUCGGACCAAUUCCUCAUGGUCCACAAUUCAACACAUUUGAUAAUGACUGA
Messenger RNA from Lycium barbarum (goji berry), 2013 nucleotides. RefSeq names its product receptor-like protein 9DC3. Gene Ontology annotation, molecular function: protein binding. The coding region runs from base 1 to 2013 and encodes 670 amino acids. The record is from RefSeq and is a predicted model, not a curated record. NCBI's taxonomy places the organism in Eukaryota, Viridiplantae, Streptophyta, Magnoliopsida, Solanales, Solanaceae. The transcript has 3 exons.